AUGAGGGACACAACCUACAGUACGGAUGAUGGCGAACUCGAUGUCCCAACAGAGGGCGAGGAUGGAUACUCAUUCACAACAACGAGCAAGCUCGCGUGGCUGCCUGCCCUCUGGUCCAAGACGGACCCCACCAGCAUCAAUGUCACCACGCCCUGGGACCCCCACUCUCUCGCCGAUAUGCGACCUGCAGGAGUCGAGCCAUGCCGGGACAUAUUCGACGAACAUGAAAUUGAGAGAGACCUUCCUUCGACGGCCGCACGCCACGCUGGCCUCAACUCUCAAGCCACUGGUGGCUACUAA
Molecule: messenger RNA, 300 nt
Organism: Verticillium dahliae VdLs.17
Lineage: Eukaryota; Fungi; Ascomycota; Sordariomycetes; Glomerellales; Plectosphaerellaceae
Exons: 5
Coding region: 1-300 (99 amino acids)
Source: RefSeq, a predicted model, not a curated record